CAGUAAAUUUGGUUUAAUUAUAGAUUUAGUGCUAAUUUGUGGCCAAAAUGAGUGAACACUUAUCUAAAGGCGAUUCCAAUGAAGUGAAGACAUCGUUAACUGAAUUGCAAAACAGGAAACGACUGUUGACUCAAAAGUUGGCCGCAAUUCAGUCUAAAUCUCAUGAUUUGCAGCAAAAACUGGAUAAUCAACGGACGAAGACAUCGCUUCUCAACGAUUCCAACCAUGAGUUGGAACAACACUUGUCUUCACUGAAGGCUGAGUCCAACGAAUUGAGCGAAAAGACGGCAACUCUUGAACAACAACUCACUGGAAGUCGUGAUUGUGUCCAACGAUUGAGACAACAAUUGGUAGAGAAACGCAAUCAACAGUCGAUUGUCGUGGAUCAGUUUAGUCAAGAGAUUGACGAAUUCAGUCGACAAUUCAGUCGUUUAACGGUUAAUAACAAUCGUCGAGAUAUUGGACACAAAAUGAAGGCAAUCGAUGGACAACUGGAACACUUCCGCCAGAGAAGAGAUGAAUUGAUGAAAAUGAUGGACAAAAGCGUUGAUGUGGUUAACGACAGCCAAAGCAAUGAUGGGUUCAGCGAUUGGCCGAUUGAACACCGGGUGCUCUCACUGAAAGUGUUUGAAGACGAGCACCAAAUGCUGAUCCAACACUUGGAUUACAUUCAAAAUAUGAAAUAA
Medioppia subpectinata is the source of this 686-nucleotide messenger RNA. Lineage: Eukaryota; Metazoa; Arthropoda; Arachnida; Sarcoptiformes; Oppiidae. The record is from the annotation of a GenBank genome assembly.